Molecule: messenger RNA, 2284 nt
Organism: Rhipicephalus microplus (southern cattle tick)
Lineage: Eukaryota; Metazoa; Arthropoda; Arachnida; Ixodida; Ixodidae
Product: monocarboxylate transporter 13
Biological process (GO): transmembrane transport
Molecular function (GO): transmembrane transporter activity
Source: RefSeq, a predicted model, not a curated record
GCUGCAUCGGAAGCAGACCAAUUUGCACAAGCCUCUACGGAUGUCCAGUAAACGCCGGUGAAGUUCGGGCGUGAAGUUUUAAAGUUAAUUUAGAGCACUUCCGCCGGCGGUACCUGGUUAAAUGGGUACGAAGACUGUAGGAAGCAUGGCCAGCGCGUCAUCGACCGCGUCCAAGCCAGUCGUUGCCCCGGAGACGAAAACGCUCGCUUUUCCCGCCAAAUCCGAGCACUGCGACGAGAUAAAGGUGGAGACCGAGCCUGAAGUCGAGGACGUGGGUGACAGAAGAGAGUGCGCGGCACCCGGGGGUGAAGACGCCGGAGGUCAGCAUCUUCAUCAAGGAAGAUCGGACAGCUUCGGACGUCCCGAGAGACCGCCGUCCCGGUCGGACACGCAGCGACCGCUGAGCAGCGCCGAGCAACGCAUCGCGGCAGCUAUCCGACAACACUACUACCCAGAGGGCGGCUGGGGCUGGGUGGUGUGCGUCUGCGUGUGCCUCGUCAACGCCCUCAGCUGGGGCAUGCAGCUCAACUACGGAGUCAUGCACGCCGCCGCAGUCCGGCAGUUCGGCGAGGAGAACGCCGACGAAGCCCCGUGGCUGGGCUCUGCGUCACUAGCCUCUUCGCUGUUCGUGUCUCCCGUGGUCGUGGCCUGGUGCCGACGCAAGAGCGUCCGUCUCACAGCAGUAUUAGGUGGCCUGGUUGCGGCGCUGGGCUGCCUGUUCUCAUCUUUCGCGUCGCAGCUGCACCAGGGCCUGUUCAGCCAGGGCCUGGUGCUGGGCCUGGGCCUGGGCAUGGCGCGGGACGCCGGGGGCGUGGUGCUCGGCCAGUACUUCAAGCGACGCCGACACUGCGCCGAGGUGGUUGCCUGUGCCGGUUCUGGAUUGGGCACGGCGGCCAUGGCGGCGUUCUUUCACUCGGUGCUUGGGUCCCUGGGCUGGCGCCACGGUCUUCAGGCCGCAACGGGCCUGGUGUCACUGAACUUCGUGCUGGGCGCUUUCUACCGGUCAGCGUCCCUGUACCACCCGCAACGGCGCGCCAUCCUGCACCUCAAGAACCAGCGGCGCAAGAUCAAGGAGAAGAGACCACGCACCGAGAAGCCGCCGUUCUUCGACUUUGCCGCGCUGCGCACGCGCACGCUGAGGGUCGUCAUGGUAACCGCCGCUCUUGCCGCAGCCGGACUCUACACCCCCUUCUUCUGCCUCGUGCCUCUGAGCGCUGCCGAAGGCGUCCAAGGAGCGUGGGCGUUGCAAGCCCUCCUCGGUCUCGCCUCCGCGGGUGGCGCUGGCGUAGCUGGACUGCUGCUGGUGCGGCAUCCCACGCAGUGCGUACUCAGCCGGCGCUGCCUUUGCCAGCUGUCUCUACUUGGUGCCGGCCUGGCCAUGCUGGCACUCGGAGCACUGAACGGCUUUGCCGGCUACGCGUUGUUCGCUGCCGUGUACGGAGCCAGUGCCGGCGCAGUGGCGUACGCGCUGCGCAUGCUCGUCUUCGAGCGGCUGAGGGCCAGGCACUUUGGCCGCGCGUGGGGUUUCGUCCAAUGGGCGCAGUGCUUGCCGGUGCUUGUAGGAGUUCCUGUUACAGGUUACAUCAGCAAGUCGCGGGAGGACCCCAAGGCGGGCUUCUAUUUCUCGGCCGCGUGCACUUUCGCGGGCGCCACGAGCCUGUUCUUUCUGCCGGACGCCGCCAGGGUCGAGUCUCAGCUGUGCCACCACCACGCCACGCAGCAGCGCCAGCGUCAAAACAGCAGCUAUUCGCACGACACGUCGUGCUGCGGUGACCGCCCUCAGAGCUUUACGCCGGCGGCCCACUACUGCCGCGCGCGCCAUCACCGCCCCGGCGGCGGCUACGAAAGCCCAAACAAAGGAAGCUUCGAGGGUGGCAGUCCGACCGUGGAGGUCCCUGACGGCGUCGUGGUCAACAACACGCCGUGCACCUGCCGCGGGUCGCUGCUGUGCUAUCAGCGGACCAUGUCGUGGGCCACGUCUGUGGACUUUCUCGACCAGCCAGCACUGGCCGCGCUACCGUUGGACGCUGAAUGUCUCGAUGACGAAGUGGCGGACAUGGUAGUCGGGCCUCCUCAGUUCUCUGAACGUGCAGUGGACAAUAGGGUCUCAGCGGAGACUGGCGCGUCCGGUGCGGUGGAUGCGGAACAGCUUUGUGAGUGCGCUCGUUCCAGAGACCGAACCGUGAUCGUGUCGCCCAAGAUGCACGUUGCGCGGUGCUCGCACGAGCCGCUCAUCUUCCGGUCCACCAUGACACCUAUUGAGGAGGUGACAAGUGCAGUGUGA